Molecule: messenger RNA, 453 nt
Organism: Gregarina niphandrodes
Lineage: Eukaryota; Apicomplexa; Conoidasida; Eugregarinorida; Gregarinidae
Exons: 1
Coding region: 1-453 (150 amino acids)
Biological process (GO): DNA integration
Molecular function (GO): nucleic acid binding
Source: RefSeq, a predicted model, not a curated record
AUGAAGCUACAUCCUCAAUCUCCUGGAUAUAGCCUCACGAGAAUCUCCAUUAUUACCCCACCAUUCACGUCAUCCUUAUUCUGGGAAGCAUUACUCCAAAAAUGGUUCUUACCAUUCAUAGUCCCCGAACGAAUCAUAUCUGGUAACGCAACAAUUUUCCAUUCCCGGUAUGCAGAGGAUAUGACCUCGCGUUUGAAAAGAUCGUGGACUCACAACGCUCCUGGAUUCCCACAAGCAAGAGCCCCAGUUGAGAUUAUCAAUCGACAUCUUAACAACUUCUUUAGGACCCCAGAGGAACUACCGCGUACCUGGCCAUUCCAACUGAGACUUCUGGCGCAACAAUAUAACCUGACGCAUCAUGAAAGUCUGGGUUUCUCUCCAGCUGCACUGCUUUUCGGUCGGCAAACACCCCCAACAGACUGGAAUUACUGUGGACUUGCUAAAGGACAAUGA